Molecule: messenger RNA, 4699 nt
Organism: Sceloporus undulatus (fence lizard)
Lineage: Eukaryota; Metazoa; Chordata; Lepidosauria; Squamata; Phrynosomatidae
Gene: GABRR2
Product: gamma-aminobutyric acid type A receptor subunit rho2
Exons: 10
Coding region: 68-1651 (527 amino acids)
Biological process (GO): chemical synaptic transmission; regulation of membrane potential; signal transduction
Cellular component (GO): neuron projection; GABA-A receptor complex; membrane
Molecular function (GO): GABA-A receptor activity; extracellular ligand-gated monoatomic ion channel activity; neurotransmitter receptor activity
Source: RefSeq, a predicted model, not a curated record
UGUAACAAUGAUCACUGUGGCAAAUGCAAGGCUCUGGAGAUGCAGCCGGUUCAGUCUGUAAACCAGGAUGUACGUCUAUGGCAGGACUGGCAGAAAGUGGAAUAGUGAUAGCCUCAGAAUGCCUUGUUCUGCAAAACUGAUUCUGUUGAUCUUUUGCUUGGUCCUCCUUGUGGAGAGCAGAAAACACAGGAGGAGAAGAUGGACGGGACAAGUGGAGGUGCAGAAAGUAAGUCACGUAUAUAAAAAGAACCAUGAUAUGACCAAAACUCGGACGGGAAAAAGUGAACAGCUUCUGAGGGUAGAUGACCAUGAUUUUACCAUGAGGCCUGCCUUUGGAGGUCCUGCUAUUCCAGUCGGGGUGGAUGUACAGGUUGAAAGCUUGGAUAGUAUUUCAGAGGUUGAUAUGGAUUUUACAAUGACACUGUACUUGAGGCAUUACUGGAAAGAUGAGCGCCUUGCCUUUCCCAGUCAUACUAACAAGAGCAUGACUUUUGAUGGGAGGCUAGUGAAGAAGAUUUGGGUACCCGAUGUGUUCUUUGUUCACUCUAAACGAUCCUUCAUUCACGACACAACCACUGAAAACAUCAUGUUGCGAGUGUUCCCGGAUGGCCACGUGCUCUAUAGUAUGAGGAUCACUGUUACAGCAAUGUGCAACAUGGACUUCAGCCGGUUCCCAUUAGAUUCGCAGACUUGUACUCUGGAGCUGGAAAGCUAUGCUUACACAGAUGAAGAUCUGAUGCUGUACUGGAAAAAUGGGAAUGAAUCUCUGAAAACAGAUGAGAAGAUUUCCUUGUCUCAGUUCUUAAUACAAAAAUUUCAUACAACUUCCAGACUUGCUUUCUAUAGUAGCACUGGUUGGUACAAUCGCCUAUAUAUUAACUUUACUUUACGUCGCCACAUCUUCUUCUUUUUGCUCCAAACUUACUUCCCUGCCACACUGAUGGUCAUGUUGUCCUGGGUGUCCUUCUGGAUAGACCGCAGAGCCGUGCCUGCAAGAGUUUCAUUAGGGAUCACGACGGUGCUGACCAUGUCUACCAUCAUCACAGGUGUCAAUGCCUCCAUGCCUCGGGUUUCCUACAUCAAAGCUGUGGACAUUUAUCUCUGGGUCAGUUUUGUGUUUGUCUUCCUCUCGGUCAUUGAAUAUGCAGCCGUGAACUACCUGACCACUGUGCAAGAGAGGAAGCAGCGGAAACUGCGAGAUAAGAGCAUGCGAACUGACAGCGAAGCCCUGACACCACAGAAACAGGAGGUGAUGAUAGUAGGAGCGACAGAGGGAAGGAAACUCAGAUCAGAACUGGGGAAGUCUGCAACCUGGGACUUUGGCAGAGACAAUAUAGGGAGGUUCCCAUGCACAUGUGGAAUACCUUCUACAAAAACUAUGCUGCUGGAAGGUAUCUACAGCGAGUCGGAUACUAACAGCCUAGAAGAGUAUGCAAGAGGCCAGAUGGUGACUGAGGAGGAGAAGCAAGACAAGAUGCUGGUCAACUUGGCCAUGAAUAAUGAGUCUCAUUCAUCAAGGAAGAAAGGGUUGAAGGGUCACGUUAGCCUGCGAAUCAUGAAAAACACUCAUGCCAUUGACAAAUACUCAAGAUUAAUAUUCCCGGGCACCUAUAUAUUUUUUAACCUAAUUUACUGGUCUGUCUUUUGCUGAAGACGUAGUUGACUAAUAAAAUACUGUUUAUUUUGGUACUAUUUUGAAUCUGAGAGACAGCACAAUUUUCCUAGAGCAAAUUUAGACCAUGAUUUUCUAAGAGGCACUACACAAAGCUAUUGGAGACCAUUCACUUGUGCCAGUUCAUUUCUGGUUUGUUUCCUAUCCUUUUCUUAACUUAUGAGAGUUGCAUCUUUCAUACUUGAAAUCAAGUUUAAUUUUGAUAUUAAGCCACUGCAUGCUGCACUGGCAAUAGGCUCCAAUAUUGCCAGAUCCAAAUUUAUAAGGAGGACUGGAGUCUACUAUGUAGACUUCAUUGAGAAAGUAGUAUGCUGAAAUAAGGGGAAGGUGCUAUAUACUGUAUUUUAUGAGGAAAUGUAUUGAUUUGGAACAUCUUUUUUUUUUUUGGUAAGGGAUACAUCAUACCCAUUGUGGGGUUUAUUUUGUGGGAAGCAGCCAUCAUGGACAGACCAUCAAAGUUAAUCUGCCUGGUUAGAACAACUUCUGGGGGUGAUAAAAAGGGUCCAAAAUACCAGGUUUGUUGGUUUUUUUGAAAGAGAGGAAGCUCUGAAGAGCACUUCUUUUGCAACUUUUUGGUAAAACAGAGAGUUCAGUCACUAAAAUCAGUGGAAUUUUUCUGAACAAAUUCUGGUAAGUAGAGCUAUUUAACCUUUCCCUUGCACACUACACAAAUAUAACCCUUUUAUGUUGUGAUUCUAUCCUGUGGGAUCCUUGGAUUUGUAGUUUUCUGUGGCAUUUAGAAUUCUAUCCUUAAAAAAUAGUGCUUACAGAUCCCAGGAGUCCAUAAGAUGGAGCCUAGGCAAUUAAAGUGUUAUCAAAAUACUAUAACUCUGUAGUGUGAAGAGGCAUCUUGUUUAACUAUGGGCUCAUCCAGCUGGGCCAUUUUGAGUGAUUUGUGCUGUACUAUUCUCUGAUGUUUGAUGUCAUCUCUUGUUGCUUCCACUCCCAAAUGCAGGUACAUUUUCAUCUAACCUUUAAAAAACUACAGUGGUAUAGUUCAUGCAUGUGGCUCAUUUUUAUAUGUUUGAUUAUGUUGGCUGGUGAGUGUUGCUGGUUGGGAUGUUAACAUCUUAUGUGAAAGUUAGACUCUAUUUUAGGGCUACUCAGUGGUAAUCUGUGGGCCAGUGUUAGUCUGCAAGAUAUUGGCAGCUAGUUUGUCAUAAAGUUCCAGGAAAGAAUAAAACAAUUGUAGUCAGUGGAUACCAAUAGUGCUGUUCCCUGGUGCAUUCAGGAAAAAGCUCUUCUAGUCCCCAGCAUCAGAUAGUUGAAGAAGCACUGCCUCUAUUCAACCUAGAUUCUACUUCCCAUCACAAUGAAAUGUUUACAGGUAUAUAAUUCUACUGAUCAUUUGAUGUCAGGCAUCAAGCUGGGCAGAAAUUUUAGCUUGUUGAUUUAACAUUGAUAUGGAGAGCUGAAACAUUAACAUGGGAAGGUGAUGACAGACAAAGAGGGGAAUUCUGCUGCAAACAUUGUGCAAAGUCUUUAGUUCUCAACCUAAAAUUUUCUCAUGCUCCCUAUAUGACUAACUGAAAUGGCUGCCCACCUGGGAGAGAAAAUGGAAAACUAGAAGUGUCUUAUAAGAUGUUUAAUAGAACUUCUCUUCUUCUCGUCUGUCCCCCUCCCUAGGAGAUUAUCAGACGGGGGAUAGGUAUAGGUAGCCUUUUGGACUAUUUCUUCUGACAGUAAUUUAAGAGAAAGUUUUGUAGAAUGUUGUCUCUUAAAGUCUACAUAUUUGAGACUGUGUCCUCUUGUUUUUUAAACUUAAGAUGAAGAGAAUGGAAACGUGAGCCUGGAGAACAAUGGGAAAAUUCAUUGUGAAUUUCAGAAUGAUUAAGUAUGGUGCCUUAAAAAUUACAAACUUUAUGUGACAAUAUUUGGUGGAUGUUAUCAUCUUUGUCAUAUGCAUGAAGUGUUAUUUCCACAUGUGACAAUACACAGAAAAAAAUGUAGACAAUGGGGCAUUCUUAAGGACUAAAUACAUUCCCAUGUUGUACCCAUGUGUGCUAUAUACAUAGAUAACUAUAGCUAUAUUUUUAUAGCUGUAGAAACAGAGUUAGAUUUAGAUAUUUAGCUGUCAGUUGUAGGUGCUUCCAAUAAAUUCUGAAACUGUUCUAUACACUUUCUGGCUGCUAAAAAGAGCCAUAGUAUCAACUAUAAAUCUGCAGACUCUGUUUCAUCUUUCAAAUAAUUUUAUGUAAUUUUAAUACAUAGCUAGUGCGACCUUUUAGAUUAUACUAAAGUCAUAAUUCCCAAACAGCCUGAACCAUGGAAAGCCCAAGGGGUGACAUUUGUCUUUAAAAAUAAAUAUAAAAUAAUAUAAAUUAGAAAAAGAGAGAGCUAACCAGAGACUGGCCUAUAUUCAAUAGACAUGGAGCCAAUCAUUCCAUUGCAUUUAACUCUUGAACAAGCUGGGGUGCAAGAGAAACAGACUAAGCACAAUGCUUAUUGGUUGUGCAGACACUUGCAGAAAUGAAAUUGAAAUCUAUUACUCACUAGUUUCUUCACCUCAGAUGUGCAGGCAUCUUGACUACUUGGUGUAUUGGGAACUGCUUCUUAGGCUCACAUGUGCUAUCUCUUUCACAAUAAGUUACAUAGUAGAAAGGGUAAGCCUAGAUCCCCCUCUUGCUCUGAUGUUAGCAAUUCAUUUCUGCUAGUACAGUAUACAUUGAUAGCAUAAUAACACCAUUCAGGUUUGAGCCAAUCUUCUAUAGUGGAAAAUGAACUCUGCAGUUUGUUCAGAUUGCCUAGAAUGGACAAAUAGCUAUUACAGUCUUAGCUAGGCUUUUAUUUUAUGGCAAUAGUAAUUAACACAGAGGCAAGGAACAUUUGGCCCUCUAGAUACUAUUGGACUCUGAUCCCCAUUAUCUAUAGUUCCUGAUCUUGCUGGUUAGGACUAAGAUAAUUUGGGAUCUAGCAACAACAUGUAGAGAGCUGCAGGUUCCCCACAUCAUGAACUAAUGCUUCACAGAAUGAAACACUGUAUAUACAGCGGGCCCUUGGCAUCUGCUGGGGUUUGGUUCCAGGAUC